Messenger RNA from Pocillopora damicornis (cauliflower coral), 1224 nucleotides. RefSeq names its product protein lifeguard 2. Gene Ontology annotation, cellular component: endoplasmic reticulum; membrane; Golgi apparatus. Gene Ontology annotation, biological process: negative regulation of apoptotic signaling pathway. The record is from RefSeq and is a predicted model, not a curated record. Lineage: Eukaryota; Metazoa; Cnidaria; Anthozoa; Scleractinia; Pocilloporidae.
ACGAUCUGAACGAUAGAGGACCAACUGGAAGCAGCUGUGGCCUUUACGUAAUAACGUGUGGUGCUAAGCACAUUUCUUCUUUACGUUCAUAUUCUUCGAAGCUUCAUCCAUCUGUUUCGUAAUCGUGUUAAAGUUACUGACCAGGGAAGCGACUAUGUCGACAAAUCCAUCGGGGAAUCAACCGCCAUACCCUAAUCAGCAACCAACGAGUCAAUAUCCCCCUGCCAUGUUCAACUAUGGCUCUUCUGCCGUUGGCUACCCUCCGCCUUCUAACCAAGCUGCUUAUCCCCCGCCGGUUGAAACAGUGCCUUACAAUGCACCUUACCCCGCUACAGCUCCUCCACCGUCUUAUGAAUCGGCUGUCGGUGGUGGAAAAUCAGAGAAAACGCCCGGGAAUUCCUCGUAUCAAUCGCAACCAUUUCCAGCAGCUCCAAUGACAAGCUACCCGACUUACCCUUCAUCGUACCCUGACGUAGAAUAUGGGCAAACAGAUGCAUCGCACUUCUCUGAGAUCAUCAGUUUUAAUGACAAAUCCAUAAGGCUUGGAUUUAUCAGACGGGUUUUUGCUGUGCUUAUGCUGCAACUAGCAACAACUGUUGGAGCGAUUUGUUUGUUCAUAUUCAAAAUGAACAGCUACAGAAUUUCUUAUGCAAACAUUGUUGUUCUCUUUUGCAGUCACAAUGUUAAAAAUUUUGCACAAAAUAAUUGGGCCAUGUAUACUUCUGCAUAUGUGGUGUUCUUUGUGUUGUAUUUUGUCUUGGUCUGUUGUGAGGGAGUAAGGAGGAGCUAUCCAGCCAAUGUUAUUAUGCUUUCUCUCUUUACAUUAUCUUUGUCUUACCUCGUCGCAGUGAUUUCCAGCUUCCAUGAGACCAACAUUGUGUUAAUCAUGAUGGGAGUGACCACUCUGGUCUGUGCUUCUGUUAUGAUCUUUGCCUGUCAGACCAAGUAUGACUUCACCACAUGGGGUGGAGUGCUUUUCUGUGCAGCUCUGGCCAUUUUCUUUCUCAGUAUCUUCACUCCCCUUUGGUUGGCACUUUCAACAACGUUCCUUGCCUAUGACGUGCAACUGGUGAUGGGUGGCAAGAAGUACGAGUUGAGUCCAGAGGAGUACAUCUUUGCAUCCUUGAUUCUGUACAUGGAUAUCAUUCGCAUCUUCUUGUUGCUUCUGGCAAUAUUUGGUCGUGGAAGCAACUAAACAAUGUCAGCAGUAUCUAACUAUACUUA